AUGGCCUACAAGAGCUUGUGUCUGGAAUUGGAGACGCCAAGCAGUCCGGAGACUCCAUCUGUGGCUCUUCCUCCACCGACUUCUGUCGCCACUCUGCGGGCCAGUGCCACGGAGUUUGUGCCACAGGUGCCACAAGCCAGCGACCGAGUUCCAACUGAAUCUGAAGAUGAACAGGAAGAUUAUUCGGAAGAGGAUAGAUACAAUGUGGAGCGCACUACUUUGAGUGCUCCCAAGCCCGCAAGCUAUGGACUUCGCUUCUAUAAUAGCCAUUACGAGCCCGAGAACGGGAGCGACAGCCACUCAGUUGAGGCAGAGAAGAGGAGAAGGUUCAGCUAUCGGACACCCAAAUUCCGACCGAAUCUGGGAUCAACCGGUCGUGUUCCCAAGGUCGAAACUACAUUUUUGCCCUCAGCAAAGCCUCCCAACGAGCUGGCCAGCGGACAGCCGCACUUCAAGGGUCCCUACAUGCCGCUCCUCCAGCACCGCAUAGCCAAUGCCGAUGCCUACGGCCUCAUCCGGGGUCCCAACGAGCGGAGCAGUAUGAUGCUGGACGACAUGGUCAAACAGCUGGCCCGCCUAGACCACUGUCCCUUCAAUCUGAACACGUUAUUCCGAAGCAGAGGCCCACAAAAUCCAACAUCCUAG
This is a messenger RNA of Drosophila kikkawai, 645 nucleotides long. RefSeq lists its product as uncharacterized. Lineage: Eukaryota; Metazoa; Arthropoda; Insecta; Diptera; Drosophilidae. The record is from RefSeq and is a predicted model, not a curated record.